Molecule: messenger RNA, 2391 nt
Organism: Ostreococcus lucimarinus CCE9901
Lineage: Eukaryota; Viridiplantae; Chlorophyta; Mamiellophyceae; Mamiellales; Bathycoccaceae
Exons: 1
Coding region: 1-2391 (796 amino acids)
Biological process (GO): L-selenocysteine biosynthetic process
Cellular component (GO): cytoplasm
Molecular function (GO): selenide, water dikinase activity; ATP binding; oxidoreductase activity
Source: RefSeq, a predicted model, not a curated record
AUGCGCGGCUCGCGCGCGGCGACGCCGACGAUCAAGGACCUGGUGCUCGUCGGAGGCGGUCACGCGCACGUGUACGUGCUGAAAUCGCUCGCGAUGACGCCGAUGCCGGGAGUGCGGGUGACGCUGAUCGCGAAAGACCUGCACACGCCGUACUCGGGCAUGCUGCCGGGCGCCGUCGCGGGACACUACGAAGACGACGAGACGCGCGUGGAUUUAGAACCGCUGUGCCGGAACGGAGGAUUCAGAAUCGUGCACGAUGAAGCGAUCGGGAUCGAUCACGACGAUGGGCGAGUGAUCGUGAAGAGUGGGAGGCCGGGGGUGCGAUUCGACGUGGCGAGCGUUGACGUGGGCAUCGCGCCGCGCGCGGGCGACGUGCGAGGCGCGGAGGCGUUCGCGACGCCGGUGAAGCCGAUAUGUGGGUUUAACGCGCGAUGGGAGGCAAUGCUGCGACGCGUGAUUGAAUCGGGGAAGCAUUGCGAGGUUGUGAUCGUCGGAGGAGGCGCUGGGGGCGCCGAACUCGCGCUUUCGAUGCGACAUCGCACGCGAGAGGAGUUGAAACGGCGCGGCAUGGAUGAAAACUUGGCCAAGUUCACGCUCGUGACGCGCGGGACGUUGAUGCCGUCGCACGCUAAGCGGGUGCGCAAGACGUUUCUAAAUAUUUUCGCCGAGUCGGGGGUGGACGUCAUCGAAGGCGACGGCGUGGUUACCGCCGAGCAAGGGAAAUUGACGCUCGAGAGCGGUCGCGUCGUCUCCGCCGACGAGUGCAUUUGGUGCACGCAAGCGGGCGCGGCCAAAUGGUUGCGCGAGUCCACGAACUUGGCGUUGGACGCAAACGGUUUCAUCGAAGUCAAUCCCACGCUCGAGUCGACGUCGCACAAGAACAUCUUCGCCGCCGGGGACGUUGCAAACGUGCUGAAACAUCCGCGACCAAAGGCGGGAGUCUUCGCGGUGCGUCAAGGGCCUCCGUUGGACAAGAACCUACGUCGUGCGUUGCUGGGGGAACCUUUAGUCGAUUUCACCCCGCAAAAAUUAUUUUUGGGUUUAAUCACCACCGGCGGUAAGUCUGCGGUGUUGUCUUACGGCAACCUCGCCCUCGGCGGUCUCGGCCCCGUGGGCGAGCGCCUGUGGCGAUGGAAGGACAAAAUUGACCGUAAAUGGAUGAAAAUGUAUCAAGAGAUACCAGAAAUGAAGGAAGCGGAGGUCGAGCAACCCGCAGUGGCGCUCGCCGCGGGCUCAGAUACCAUGGCCGCCAUUCGCGCGGUGCCGAUGCGAUGUGGUGGCUGUGGCGCCAAGGUGGGCGCCACGACGCUGUCGCGCGUGAUGAAGCGCCUCGAGCCGAUUCCGACGAACCCGAACGUCGAGGUUGGAAUCGAUCAACCCGACGACGCUGCCGUAGUUUCUGUGCCCGACGGCAUGGUUGGCGUGCAGACCGUGGACUAUUUCCGCGCUUUCGUGGACGACCCUUACAUUUUCGGCCAAAUUGCCGCCGUGCACGCGCUCGGAGACUGCUGGGCCAUGGGUGCCGACCCGCACGCCGCGCUUGCAAUCGCGACGGUGCCGUACGGAUUGGAAUCGCAAGUGGAGGAGACGUUGUAUCAAAUGAUGGCGGGUGCGUGCGAUAUUUUACGCGACGCUGGAUGUGGAUUGGCCGGCGGUCACAGUUCCGAGGGCGCUGAGUUAUCGCUGGGAUUCUCCGUGCACGGCGCCGCACCGCGGGAAAAGUUGAUGAAGAAGGGCGGCAUGCGAGCCGGUCACAAAAUCAUCAUCACCAAGCCCAUCGGCACCGGCACGCUAUUCGCGGCGGACAUGCGAUCAAAAGCGCAGGGACGGUGGGUGUCCAAUGCCUUGGAUUCUAUGAGACAGCCCAGCGCGGUCGCCGCUCGAACCUUGUUUGAACACGGCGCCACGGCGUGCACCGACGUCACGGGAUUCGGCGUGCUCGGUCACCUGGUGGAGAUGUGCAAAGGAAGCAGCGCCGCGUGCGUGCUCGACAUGGACGCCCUCCCAGUGCUUCCUGGGGCGUUAGAGUGCGUCGAAAUCGGCAUUACGAGCUCGCUUCAGCCGGCCAAUGUGCGCUUGGCGCGUGCCAUCGCAAAUCCAGCCGCCGUAUCCGGCGCCGCGCGUUACCCUCUUCUCUUUGAUCCGCAAACCGCGGGCGGGAUGUUAGCCUCCCUCCCGAGCGCCAGCGCCGACGCCGCGGUCGAAGCGCUAAAACGCGCUGGUUACGAGCACACCACCAUCAUCGGCGAAGUCCUGGAAUUCUUACCCAAGUGCGCGUCUGCGCCCGAACAAGUCGUCUUCGUUGCCUCGAGCGACGUCCCGUUCGACGGCGUCGGCACCGAGCGACCAAGCGUCGUCCAAGCGUGCGGUGCCGAGGCGUGUAAUCUCUAG